Messenger RNA from Onychostruthus taczanowskii (white-rumped snowfinch), 3279 nucleotides. It is a transcript of the gene L2HGDH, whose product is annotated as L-2-hydroxyglutarate dehydrogenase. The coding region runs from base 82 to 1410 and encodes 442 amino acids. The record is from RefSeq and is a predicted model, not a curated record. Gene Ontology annotation, molecular function: (S)-2-hydroxyglutarate dehydrogenase activity; (S)-2-hydroxy-acid oxidase activity. The transcript has 10 exons. Lineage: Eukaryota; Metazoa; Chordata; Aves; Passeriformes; Passeridae.
GGAGGAGAGGAGGAGGAGGAGGAGGAGGAGGAGGAGAGAAGGACGCGCGGCCGCGGCCCCGGCGCUCCCUCCGCCCCCAAGAUGGCGGCGGCGCUGAGGGGCCGCGCGGGCCCGGCCCGGGCCGUGGCGCUGUGGCGGCUCCAGAGCCGGCGGCGCAGCUCGUUCGACGUGGCCGUGGUGGGCGCGGGGAUCGUGGGCCUGGCCGCGGCCCGGGAGCUCGUCCAGCGCCAUCCCUCGCUGGCCUUCGCCGUGCUGGAGAAGGAGCCGGAGCCGGCCCAUCACCAGAGUGGCCACAACAGCGGUGUGAUCCACAGUGGGAUUUACUACACCCCUGGCUCCCUGAAGGCCAAGCUCUGCGUGCAGGGGGCAGCCCUGUGCUACAAAUACUGUGACCAGAAGGGGAUUCCCUACAAGCAGUGUGGGAAGCUGAUUGUGGCUGUGGAGCAGGAUGAAAUUCCAAGGCUCAAAGCUCUGUAUGAGAGGGGGCUGCAGAACAACGUCCCAGGGCUGAAACUCAUUGGAGCCAAGGAAAUCCAGGAGAAGGAGCCCUUCUGCAGGGGACUGAUGGCCCUUGAUUCUCCCUACACUGGCAUUGUGGAUUACAAACAAGUGGCCCAGUCCUAUGCCAGGGACUUCCAGGAAGCAGGUGGGACAAUCCUGACUGAUUUUGAAGUCACAAACAUGGAGAUGGCCAGAGAAAGUUCUGCAGAAAGUGAGGAUGGGCUGAAAUACCCAGUCAUUGUUAGGAGCAAAAAGGGUGAGGAGAUCUCCUGUGGGCACCUUCUGACCUGUGCAGGGCUUCACUCCGACCGCCUGGCCGGGAUCAGCGGCUGCAGCCCCGAGCCCAGGAUCGUCCCCUUCCGGGGGGAUUACCUGCUCCUGAAGCCAGAAAAGUCCUACUUGGUGAAAGGAAAUAUUUAUCCAGUUCCCAACCCUCGUUUCCCAUUCCUGGGAUUCCAUUUCACUCCCAGGAUGGAUGGCAGUGUCUGGCUUGGCCCUAAUGCAGUGCUGGCCUUUAAGAGAGAGGGCUACAAACUCUUGGACUUCAGCCCUGGAGACUUCUUGGAUGCUGUGACCUACAGUGGGCUGUGGAAGCUGGUGCUGAGGAACGUGUCCUACGGCCUGGGGGAGCUGUACAGAGCCUUUUCCCUCAGUGCCCAGGUGAGGCAGCUGCAGAAGUUCAUCCCUGAGGUCACCACCAAUGAUGUUCUCAGGGGUCCCUCUGGUGUGAGAGCCCAGGCCCUGGACAGUGAGGGCAAUCUGGUGGAUGACUUUGUGUUUGAUGGGGGCUCUGGGGCCGUGGGCAGCAGGAUCCUGCACGUCAGGAACGCUCCUUCCCCCGCCGCCACCUCCUCGCUGGCCAUCGCCGCCGCCAUCGCCGACGAGGCCCAGCGGCGCUUCCGGCUCUGAACCCCGGCAGGAAUCCCGGCAGGAAUCCUGCCUGCUGCCCCUCUGCAGCCUGGCACUCCUCCCGAUGGACACAGAGCCAGCAGGCAGUGCCCCAGCAGCCUUGGCAGUGUGCUGUGCCCACAGCUCCUGGGGCGUCCUGAGGGAGGUUUGGCCAGCGGAGCAGGAGCAGCCGCGGCAGGGACUCCAGGCAGAGCAGGGUGGAUCCCUCUGUGUGGGGUUAUCCACCUGGAUUUGGCAUGCAGAGCACGUGGAUCCCUCUGUGUGGGGUUAUCCACCUGGAUUUUCCGUGCCUGUGCUCACAGUGCUGCCCCCUCAGAGGGGUCUGAAAAGCCACAAGGGUGGGGUGGCUCUGUGUGGGCUCUGAUUCCACUGAAGUUGGAGUGUGCAGCCCUCUGGGUGACAUGGAAGUGAUGGAAUAGAAGGAUGAGCCCUGCUCAAGGGCCCUGCUGAUGUGGAAUUAAAGGCUUUGUCAGAGGUUGUGAACAAUAUUCAGAGCCUUCGACGUGAAUGUAGAGUAUUUCACAGAAAAAUAAGCUUAAAGAGGAUUACCAACCCAAGUCAAUUUAGAUCUGCAACUCAGAUACUCUGUCUGAUCGCUGUCUGUAUUUUUUUAUAGAGCAGAAAUCAAAAUAUGGAUACAAACAAUCACUUUUCAUUUACAGCUGGGAAAUCAGCACUGAUCAGAAACUUCAUCAGUGGGUUUGGGUUUCUUCCUUUGAAUGCUGAUGAUGCAAAAGGAGCUGAUCUUUGUCCAGCCAGUUGGGCAAUCCAGGGAAAAUGGUCUUUGGAACAGGAAAUGUGAAGGGAGGGAAGCUCCAGAAAGCUGCCUUGAGUCAUGUUUGGUGUUGCUUCCCUUGGAGCCCGAGCAGGGAUGAGUCAGGAAGGCUUCCCAUUUUCCCUGAGCACAGGGGGAGCUCAGACAGCUCUGAACUCCAUGGAUACCCAAUUUUUAUCAGAGAUACACCUGGAGGAGUCUGUGUGCAGGGAGAGGUGAAGGAAACUCAGUGCUGAGCAUCUGGGAGUGUCCUGCAGGAUUGCUGUAAAGCAGAAUUUUGUGGCCUCAGGGACAAAGUAUUGAGGGUUUAAUAACAGCUGCUGGGUAGCACAGAUAAUUGUGGGGAGUUUGAAGGAGAAAAUUGGACAUUACUUUUUCCUUAAAAUGUUCUUUUCUGAGCUCCUCUGAUGGGAGCUAGCACAGGAGGGCAGCUCUGAGGCUGAUUUCACUGUAUGGAUUGGAAACACUUUUUUGAAGGGAAAAAAGGCUUAAUCUGCCUGUUUUUUAUUAUUAUUAUUUUUCCUUUUUUUUUCCCUGGUAAUAUCUACUUUACCAGCAAAUCGACUGCUGGAAAUUCAAUACCAACCCUCUCAGAGCAAAGUUUGGUCACUUCAGGCAGAGAUUCUGCUGUUCCAAGUCUUCCAUUGCCACAGGGCUGUGUAAAACUUCCCACAGUGGAACAAUCCUAUCUUCCCUCCCACAAAAGGAUUGCAAAAGCCACUUCCUCCUACAUGGGGUGUGGCCCUGACAUGUAUUAACAGAAUAAAGAACAUUAAAAUGCAAAGCAGACAGAGACCAGGGGGAGUCCUGAGUCAGCAUUUCCCUGUGCACUGCUUUUUCCUCUCAGGUGAUGAUUGACUGGGGGUAAAGUUUAUUUGAAACUUAAAUUAUGAACCUUGAUGUAGCAUUCUGUGAAUAUAAAUCUUUUCAGAGAUAAAGGUUUUACACUUUUGUUAUAAAAAUAAGUUCAGAGAUUAUGAUACCAGGGUUUCAGGCAUCAAUCUUAUUGCUCACAAAGUGUGAAAAUGUAUUAAUUUAUUUUCCAAAUGAGCCUCACUUUGAUGAUUUCAUAAAUGUGCCUUUUAUGAUUAAAA